CCGCCUAGCCCGCCGGUAGGCUACCGGACAACCCCGUUUAUCCCAGCAUUCGUAAGCCUUUCACUCAUAAAUGUCUCUUCCCCACCGCCAAUUGACCCUUCUCCUCAGUCCAAUCUCCCAAACAAGAUCCGGCCCCUCGCCGCAACCACACGCCCUUGCCCCCCAUACACCCGGCCACUGCCCCGGCCGCCUCACAAAUCGCGACCAUGACCUCGACUACUAAUCGCGAUAUCCUGCUUGAUGCCGGAGUGCCCAACGCCGAAGCCAUGUCGCUCGACAACUACACGUUUCCCAAGGAGAGGCUGAAGAAGACGCUUUCCAACCCUAACAAGCAGCCGCUAGUGCUAGUAUCAUGUGGCUCCUUCUCCCCGCCCACCAAUCUUCAUCUGCGCAUGUUCGAAGAAGCGGCUGAUUACUGCGAAUUCGAAACCGAUUUUGAAGUCGUCGGCGGCUUCUUUAGUCCCGUCGGCGAUGCAUACAAGAAGGCCGGCUUGGCCUCUGCACAGCACAGAAUCAACAUGACCAGGAUCGCUGUCCAAGACAGCUCGACCUGGAUCGGUGUUGACCCUUGGGAGCCGCUGCACAAGGAAUACCUCCCCACCGUCAAGGUCCUCGACCACUUUGACUAUGAGCUCAACGAAGUCAUGGGAGGCAUCGCUACUGAAAAUGGCGAGAAGCGCCGCAUCCAUGUUGCCUUGCUCGCCGGCGCUGACCUAAUCCAGACCAUGAGCACCCCCGGACUGUGGGCUCGUGAGGAUUUGAGCAGGAUCUUGGGCCACUAUGGCGCCUUUAUCCUCGAACGCAGUGGCACAGAUAUUGACGAUGCCCUUGUUCAACUACAGCAGUGGAGACACAACAUCCGCGUCAUCCCGCAACUCAUCCAGAACGAUGUCUCAUCGACCAAGAUCCGCUUGUUCCGCAAGCGCGGUAAGAGCAUCCGUUACUACAUUCCCGACAAGGUGGUCGACUACAUCUACGAGCACGGCCUCUACAGCGAUGAUGAUAAGAAGACUGCCGACAAGGGCAAAGCGCCCGCCGCUGCGGAUGCUGCUGGUUCUUCACAGGGCGUGACUGCUUCGUGAACACCUACCUCUGAGUCACAAUCUUUCCUUUGAUCCGUCCACGCAGCGCGAGCUGCCAUACACUUCCUCUUCCGAAAGGACUGCCGCGCUGUAUGCUGCCAUGAACGCCGGUUGGCUAUUUCGUAUUGGGCAGCGCACUGGCUUAUCAGUUCUAUACAACCGGUGCCAUCGUUGUUGCACCGUCACUACUACCCGUCGACCA
Bipolaris sorokiniana ND90Pr is the source of this 1284-nucleotide messenger RNA. RefSeq lists its product as uncharacterized. Gene Ontology annotation, molecular function: nicotinamide-nucleotide adenylyltransferase activity; nicotinate-nucleotide adenylyltransferase activity. The record is from RefSeq and is a predicted model, not a curated record. Bases 207 to 1082 code for a protein of 291 amino acids. The transcript is spliced from 2 exons. Gene Ontology annotation, biological process: NAD+ biosynthetic process. Lineage: Eukaryota; Fungi; Ascomycota; Dothideomycetes; Pleosporales; Pleosporaceae.